AUGGACUCAGCUCUGAGGGGGAGUGGGGACAUGGUGCCUGUGGGCCUCUGGAGGGUAGAGAAUGGACUCAGCGCUGAGGGGGAGUGGGGACAUGGUGCCUGUGGCCUCUGGAGGGUAGAGAAUGGACUCAGCUCUGAGGGGAGUGGGGACAUGGUGCCUGUGGCCUCUGGAGGGUAGAGAAUGGACUCAGCUCUGAGGGGGAGUGGGGAGAUGGUGCCUGUGGGCCUCUGGAGGGUAGAGAAUGGACUCAGCGCUGAGGGGGAGUAGGGACAUGGUGCCUGUGGGCUCUGGAGGGUAGAGAAUGGACUCAGCGCUGAGGGGGAGUGGGGACAUGGUGCCUGUGGCCUCUGGAGGGUAGAGAAUGGACUCAGCGCUGAGGGGGAGUGGGGACAUGGUGCCUGUAGCCUCUGGGGGGGUAGAGAAUGGACUAAGUGCUGAGGGGGAGUGGGGACAUGGUGCCUGUGGUCUCUGAAGGGUAGAGAAUGGACUCAGCGCUGAGGGGGAGUGGGGACAUGGUGCCUGUGGGCUCUGGAGGGUAGAGAAUGGACUCAGCGCUGAGGGGGAGUGGGGACAUGGUGCCUGUGGGCUCUGGAGGGUAGAGACUGGACUCAGCGCUGAGGGGGAGUGGGGACAUGGUGCCUGUGGCCUCUGGAGGGUAGAAAAUGGACUCAGCGCUGAGGGGGAGUGGGGACAUGGUGCCUGUGGCCUCUGGAGGGUAGAGAAUGGACUCAGCGCUGAUGGGGAGUGGGGACAUGGUGCCUGUGGGCUCUGGAGGGUAGAGAAUGGACUCAGCGCUGAUGGGGAGUGGGGACAUGGUGCCUGUGGGCUCUGCUACUACUGCUGCUGCUGCUCUGUUCUGCUGCACCGCUGCUAUGGCAACCAGUUUUGUUUGUCUGCUGCUGUUGCUAGCUAGCUCCUGUUUAGCUCAAAAACCAGCAAAAGUUGUGAAAAAUCUUCACACACAAAAACAGAAGAUAUGUUUAAUGUUGGAGUCCGUGCUUCUUUUUGAUUUUCUCAGUUUGGUCGUUUGAUGUAGUUGUAUUAACUCCCCUUGCUAGGUUUGUUAUAGCUUCAUUUUCUGGCUGGCUUGUUAGCCUGCUGGCUAGGUUUUGUUGUGUAGCUAGCUAGUGAGAGUCAAAACUUCUUAAUUUGAGGGGGAAAGUUACUUAUUCUUCUAUUCUGAUUGAAUUGAGUUGUUGUUCAUCACUUCUUGUCUUGAAUUAUUAUUUUUUUGAGUCGAGUGUUUAUCUCAUUCUAAAAACAAAAAACACAGAAAUACAUCAGGACCUCAUGUUGAGCAUGACCUCUCUCUCAAUUCAAUUUCAAUUUCAAUUUCGAUUUCAAUUUCAAUUUCAAUUUAAGGGUUUUAUUGGCAUGGGAAACGUAUGUUAACAUUGCCAAUGCAAAUGAAGUAGAUAGUAAACAAAAGUGAAAUAAACAAUAAAUAUUAACAGUAAACAUUACACUCAGAAGUUUCAAAAGAAUAAAGACAUUUCAAAUGUCAUAUUAUGUAUAUAUACAGUGUUGUAACAAUGUGCAAAUAGUUAAAGUACAAAUGGGAAAAUAAAUAAACAUAAAUAUGGGUUGUAUUUACAAUGGUGUUUGUUCUUCACUGGUUGCCCUUUUCUUGUGGCAACAGGUCACAAAUCUUGCAGCUGUGAUGGCACACUGUGGUUUUUCACCCAGUAGAUAAGGGAGUUUAUCAAAAUUGGGUUUGUUUUCGAAUUCUUUGUGGAUCGCUGUAAUCUGAGGGAAAUAUGUGUCUCUAAUAUGGUCAUACAUUUGGCAGGAGGUUAGGAAGAGCAGCUCAGUUUCCACCUCAUUUUGUGGGCAGUGUGCACAUAGCCUGUCUUCUCUUGAGAGCCAGGUCUGCCUACGGCGGCCUUCCUCAAUAGCAAGGCUAUGCUCACUGAGUCUGUACAUAGUCAAAGCUUUCCUUAAGUUUGGGUCAGUCACAGUGGUCAGGUAUUCUGCCACUGUGUACUCUCUGUUUAGGGCCAAAUAGCAUUCUAGUUUGCUCUGUUUAUUUGUUUGUUCUCUCUCUCUCUCUGUCACUGUCUCUCUGUCACUGUCUCUCUGUAUCUCUCUGUAUCUCUCUCUCUCUCUCUCUCUGUCUCUCUCUGUAUCUCUCUCUCUCUCUCUCUCUCUUUCUCUGUCACUGUCUCUCUGUAUCUCUCUCUCUCUCUCUGUCACUGUCUCUCUCUGUAUAUCUGUCUCUCUCUCUCUGUCACUGUCACUGUCUCUGUCUCUGUCUCUGUCUCUGUCUCUGUCUCUGUCUCUCUCUGUCUCUCUCUCUCUCUCUGUAAGUCUCUGUCUCUCUCUCUCUGUUUCUUUCUGUCUGCUUCUUUCUCUCUCUCUCACUCUACCUAAUUUUCUGUUUUUUUGUCCUUUGUUGGUUUUGAAACAUAAGAAGAAUUGACAGUUUUACUGUAAAUGCUCAGUGAGCAUUGCUCAUUGUAGUUGCAUAUUACCAUUGUUUCAACCAACUAUUGUGAAAGUUAAGGAAAAACUAAUUCAUCCAUAGCAACGUAUUACAGCCCCCCCUAGCAAACUUUUGAAAACGUUUCAGAUUUAGUCAGGUCAUUAAAAUGUUGUUGUUGUUUCAUUAAAUGCGUUUGUUGUUUGUUUAUUCACAGCGGCGUACUGCAGCACCCCCAGCAACCCUCUCAAUGGAACAGUCCACAGUCAGACAGGCACCAAGCUGGGCAGUACCCUGCGCUUCAGCUGUGACCAGGGCUUUCGCCUGAUUGGCCAGAGCAGUGCCACCUGCACCCGCACCCCCCAGGGGAUCUACAUAUGGAACGCACCCGUACCCCUCUGCCAAGGUAAGGACAUGAACCAUAACGAAGGCUUGUGGUUCUCCUUGACAACAAGGCCCAAAGCACCGGGCCUUGUAGUCCAUUCGGUGGGUUCAGAUUUAUGUGCAUAUUUAAUUAAUACAACUAGCUACUGGGAAUUUUUCUGGUGCCUAUUUUGAUGGAAGUGAAUACCACAGAUCAUGGAUGGUCAACUCAGGUCCUUUGGGGCUUCAGUACAAGUUUUCACCUCUCCCUGGGCACUUAAUUGGCCCAAAUUGGUCAAAAUCAGUGGCUGAAUUGAAACCAGCCACUUCAAUACAGUUGGCCGGGCUUUAGACAUAAAGCAAUACUGCAUUGACUGAAACUGAAUAGGUUUAAUGAUUCUACAGUAUUCUUUGCAUUGAUCUAUUCAGAUGUUGAUUGCUUUCUGGUACGCUUUCAAAAUCUCUCAUUCUAUUGCAUAGAAAUGCUCAUGUCAAGGUUUCUAAUGCAUUGAUUCUGCUGUGGGUGGUGUGGGUUCUCUUGAAUUGUAAACAGGGAGUUGUUGACCAUGACUUAACUGAAGAGCUCACGUUAAUAUUUUGUCACAGAAAAGUUACAAACAUUUGGUAUUUCACAAAAUGAAUAGCUUGGAAAUUAAAUAUUGACUUAUUGACUUGCUGGCUAAAGAGAAGUAACAUGAUGUGAAGAUGUCCUUGAGGGGGAUGGAGGAGAAAUGAUUGAAGUGAAUAACAUGCACGAAAAGGUUUAUGGAAUUCAUUUUAAGCCUAAAUUCUGAAAAGUAGUUCACACAUUUAUAUGGAAGAUAUAGAUUGUUUGAUGGAAGAUCUAGAUUGUUUGAUAGAAGAUAUAGAUUGUUUGAUAGAAGAUAUAGAUUGUUUGAUGGAAGAUAUAGAUUGUUUGAUAGAAGAUGUAUAAUGUAUGCCUUCUCUCAGAAAGCAAAACUAAGGUAUUAAAUCGCCUCCCAGCCCUACUCAGGUGAGCAGCUGCGGUGAUGCUGUAUCAACAGUUGCAGCGAUGCUGUAUCAACAACAGCAGUGCAGGUGGAAACUGGCAACAGCGGGGUGGCCAUUGUGUGCUUCCAAAGUCCCACCCUAGUCCCUAAAUACUGCACUACGUUUGACCAGGGCUCUAGUAGGGAACAGGGUGCCCUUUUAAGAGGCAGACAGGUAGUGACGGGGACAAGCUAAUGUUUACUCCACGAUAAUGCCGGUCAGAGUGAGAGCAUGUUGUGAGAGAAGCUCUAUGCACACAGAGAUCUUCUGGAUGGUUUUAUGUUAUGGCCUUUAAACCCUUAUUCCAUCUUGGUUAAAUCCAUAUCUACCCUAGCUCUGUUUUCAAUUUUGCAAAUGCUGGGGAGGGGUCGAGCGCGCAACGAUAGGGAAGGGGUGUUGGAGGUUGGUUGAGAGAGAGAGAGAGACAGCCGAGACGAGAGAGAGAGCGCGAUCGGAGAGAGGAUCGCUCAGCUAUCGCGAUAUCUAUCGAGCGCUAGAGAGCGGUAGUUAUAUAUUUCUCUUAUCUCUCUAGCUCUCUCUCUCUCUCUUUGUUCCUCCUCCCUCCUUCCCUUCCUCUCCCCCAUUCUCUCUCCAGUGAUGGCCUGUGGGAUGCCUAUACCUCCAGUAAACGGUAGUAUAGUCGGGCAGGACUUCACUCUUGGUGCCAGGGCCAUGUACCAGUGCAACCCUGGCUUCAGAUUGGCCAGCCCCCUGGCUGUGUCAGUCGUCUGUCAGUCGUCUGGGAGGUGGAGCCCCAAUGAAGCCCCUCCCCGCUGCAUACGUGAGUAGUCCUCAUCGAUUGGAGACAUAAAUAUAAAAUCAAAUAAAAUCAAAUGCUAUUUGUCACAUGCGCCGAAUACAACAGGUGUAGACCUUACAGUGAAAUGCUUACUUAAAAGCCCUUAACCAACAAUGCAGUUUUAAGAAAGAAUACACAAAGAAAUCACACAAAAAAAUACAAUCUAAAAUAAUAUGAAAUAAAAGUAACAAAUAAUGAAAGAGCAGCAGUAAAAAUAACAGUAGGGAGGCUAUAUACAGGGGGUACCAGUACAGAGUCAAUGUGUGGGGGCACCGGUUAGUCGAGGUAAUUGAGGUAAUAUGUACAUGUAGGAAGAGUUAUUAAAGUGACUAUACAUAGAUAAUAAACAGAGAGUAGCAGCAGCGUAAAAGAGUGGGGGGGCAAUGCAUAUAGUCCGGGUAGCCAUUUGAUUAGCUGUUCAGGAGUCUUAUGGCUUUGAGGGGUAGAACCUGUUUAGAAGCCUCUUGGACCUAGACUUGGCGCUCCGGAACCGCUUGCCGUGCGGUAGCAGAGAGAACAGUCUAUGACUAGGGUGGCUGGAGUCUUCCUCUGACAUAUAUAUAUGCUCAUUGGUUGGAGUUCACAUCCUUGAGUCCUCAUUGGCUGGAGAUCCCUUAUCGUGAGUCCUCAUUGGUUGGAGAUCACUUAUAGUGAGGCCUCAUUGGUUGGAUAUCACUUAUAGUGAGGCCUCAUUGGUUGGAGAUUACUUAUAAUAAUAAUAAUAAUAAUAAUAAUAAUAAUAAUAAUAAUAAUAAUAAUAAUAAUAAUAAUAAUAAUAAUAAUAAUAUGCCAUUUAGCAGACGCUUUUAUCCAAAGCGACUUACAGUCAUGUGUGCAUACAUUUUUACGAAUGGGUGGUCCCGAGCAUCGAACCCACUACCCUGGCGUUACAAGUGCCAUGCUCUACCAAUUGAGCUACAGAGGACCACUUAUAGUGAGGCCCCAUUGGUUGGAGAUCACAUAGGUCAGCUCUCAUUGGUUGGAGAUCACAUAGGUCAGCUCUCAUUGGGGCAUGAGUUCCCAGAGGUAUAAUUUAGGCUACAUUUCCUCCAAGAUUUGUAAUGAUUUAGAAUACGUUUUUAUUACGAAUUAGACAGUGAGUUGUAACAGGGUUCAGCCCCAAGGCUUGUUGUUGAACCAGACUUCUGUAUGUGUUCAUUAAUCCCUUCUUCACUUCAAACAGAUUACUGUUGAGAUCCAAGAAUGAAGUGUCACUUCCAAGCUUGUGCCAUGUUCAGGUUAUAAAUAACCUCACUUAGAAAAUUAUGUUCUCUAUUUUAUUUUAUUUUCAGAUAGAAAUACCAUUUUCAAUGACCACAAAAUAACAUAAAGUAGUAACUAUUGUCACAUGGUACUUCACACAGAUACAUAGUCUAAGUAACAUAGCCUAUUGAUGAAAUAGAGUAGCCCUUUCACAACUUACCAGUUCAGUUAGUCAUUUCUGACCUUUGACCUGUGUGUAUCUGACCACUGAUCUUUGCAGCUGUGACCUGCCCUGACAUCGGCCACGCUGCAGUGGAUCAUGGGAGAUGGAGGCUGAUCUACGGGUCUCAGAGCCAGUACGACGCCAUGAUGAUGCUCAUCUGUGACCCCGGAUAUUACUACAAGGGUCAGAGGGUCAUCCGUUGCCAAGCCAACAGCACCUGGGACUACCCAGAGCCCCGGCCGGCCUGCGAGAGUGAGUCAGAAACUACAUCUCCCACAAUGCAUUGUAGAACAGUAAAAUCUGCAUUUUGCUCUCAACCAAGUUAUGCUUUAGUUGAUUUAGCUUGUUCACAAUUACAGAAUGAGAAAGACACAGUCAAUAAAAUACCAUGGAAAUCUUUAUCAAUGCUAAUUCACCUGACCAAGGCUUUCUUUACAGUGAGGGAAAUAAGUAUUUGAUCCCCUGCUGAUUUUGUACUUUUGCCAGUGGUGUAGUGGUGCCUGGAGAAGUGGGUAUACUCUAAUUUUGCCUGGAGAAGUGGGUAUACUCUAAUUUUGCCUGGAGAAGUGGGUAUACUCUAAUUUUGCCAAGAAAUGUCCAAAUGGCCCGCCCGGCGAAGGAAAGGCGCCCUGUGUGAAAAGUUCUAUGAAAAACAGUGACAUACACUCUGAAUGAGUCAGAAAUUCAAAGGUUUCAGAUUUUCCCCCAUUUUUUCAGGUUUUUGCUCUCACAGUUUUUUUUACAGAAGAAAAUCACAAUUGUAUAUUCUAAGUCCAUAACAAUGCUUGAACAACAUCAGGAGACCACUUUUGAAGAAAUUUUGAUUUUUGAGUGUAGUUGUCCUUUAAUUCAAGUGUGCAGGCACUUUUGUUUGGUUAGUGGUGUUUCUGUUGCACAUGAGAUGGAGUACGCAAAAAAAAAAAGGACACUAGAUUGAUACAAAUAAUCAUCAUAUCAUUCUGACAGGUAGGCAUAGGCUACUUUGUAGCUAGUUAACAUUUAAUAAAGGAGAUUUUUGGGAAAGCCUUUCCAUCUACCAGAAGACAGUUAGACCUAUCAUUAGCAGUGCUAUAUUUUUCCUGUUCCUUAAUUAUUUGACACCUGAACGUUUUACUUCAUUAUGUGAUGCAUGUCUUACCUAGCUUCAAAGUAGUAGCCUAUAGCCAAAAUCCCACCAUAGAAACGUGGAGGCAAUUAUUUUUAUAAAGACAUACUCAUUAUGCGUUCUCCUGUUCAACUUUCUUUCAUUGUCUAGCAGCCAAAGGCAUAGUCAUAUUAGCAACACAUUACAGUUGUUGCAUCUUUAAAUCCCACCUCUUUCUACAUUUCUAACGGAUAUUUCCAUCUCUGUCCAUGAAACCACUCGUAUGUGCGGUGCGCAUUUUUAGAACGGUGUUUAUUCCGCAAUCGCGUGUUAGAACGUUCACGCGUAGGCCUUCCGCCGUGUGCACAUUGCUGCGCGUAAAAUGUGGAGAAAUAAUAGUUUGUCAACAUUUUAAGCUAAACAUUCUGAUCAGUUCCAUCAGCCUUAUUAAUUGAGAUGGCGUAUACCUCCACCACACUACUUUGAUACACAUCAGUGGGGAUUAAGAAGUGAGUGUACGAAAUGCCCACUGAAAAAUAAGUGGGCAUACUGCGUAUACCUGCGUAUACCCUCCACUACACCACUGGGUAUACGCAAUGCUGACUGAAAAAUAAGUAGGUAUACGCCGUAUACCAGCGUAUACCCUGGACUACACCUCUGACUUUUGCCAACUGACAAAGACAUGAUCAGUCUAUAAUUUUAAUGGUAUGUUUAUUUGAACAGUGAGAGACAGAAUAACAACAACAAAAUCCAGGAAAACGCAUGUCAAAAAUGUUAUAAAUUGAUUUGCAUUUUAAUGAGGGAAAUAAGUAUUUGACCCCUCUGCAAAACAUGACUUAGUACUUGGUGGCAAAACCCUUGUUGGCAAUCACAGAGGACAGACGUUUCUUGUAGUUGGCCACCAGGUUUGCACACAUCUCAGGAGGGAUUUUGUCCCAAUCCUCUUUGCAGAUCUUCUCCAAGUCAUAAAGGUUUCGAGGCUGACAUUUGGCAACUCGAACCUUCACCUCCCUCCACAGAUUUUCUAUGGGAUUAAGGUCUGGAGACUGGCUAGGCCACUCCAGGACCUUAAUGUGCUUCUUCUUGAGCCACUCCUUUGUUGCCUUGGCCGUGUGUUUUGGGUCAUUGUCAUGCUGGAAUACCCAUCCACGACCCAUUUUCAAUGCCCUGGCUGAGGGAAGGAGGUUCUCACCCAAGAUUUGACGGUACAUGGCCCCGUCCAUCGUCCCUUUGAUGCGGUGAAGUUGUCUUAGCAGAAAAACACCCCCAAAGCAUAAUGUUUCCACCUCCAUGUUUGACGGUGGGGAUGGUGUUCUUGGGGUCAUAGGCAGCAUUCCUCCUCCUCCAAACACAGCAAGUUGAGUUGAUGCCAAAGAGCUCGAUUUUGGUCUCAUCUGACCACAACACUUUCACCCAGUUCUCCUCUGAAUCAUUCAGAUGUUCAUUGGCAAACUUCAGACGGGCCUGUAAAUGUGCUUUCUUGAGCAGGGGGACCUUGCGGGCGCUACAGGAUUUCAGUCCUUCACGGCAUAGUGUGUUACCCAUUUUUGUCUUGGUGACUAUGGUCCCAGCUGCCUUGAGAUCACUGACAAGAUCCUCCAGUGUAGUUCUGGGCUGAUUCCUCACCGUUCUCAUGAUCAUUGCAUCUCCACAAGGUGAGAACUUACAUGGAGCCCCAGGCCGAGGGAGAUUGACAGUUCUUUUGUGUUUCUUCCAUUUGCGAAUAAUCGCACCAACUGUUGUCAUCUUCUCACCAAGCUGCUUGGCGAUGGUCUUGUAGACCAUUCCAGCCUUGUGUAGGUCUACAAUCUUGUCCCUGACAUCCUUGGAGAGCUCUUUGGUCUUGGCCAUGGUGGAGAGUUUGGAAUCUGAUUGAUUGAUUGCUUCUGUGGACAGGUGUCUUUUAUACAGGUAACAAACUGAGAUUAGGAGCACUCCCUUAAAGAGUGUGCUCCUAAUCUCAGCUCGUUACCUGUAUAAAAGACACCUGGGAGCCAGAAAUCUUUCUGAUUGAGAGGGUGUCAAAUACUUAUUUCCCUCAUUAAAAUGCAAAUAAAUUUAUAAAAUUUUUGACAUGCGUUUUUCUGGAUUUUUUUGUUGUUAUUCUGUCUCUCACUCUACAAAUAAACCUACCAUUAAAAUUAUAGACUGAUCAUUUCUUUGUCAGUGGGCAAACGUACAAAAUCAGCAGGGGAUCAAAUAUUUUUUUCCCUCAAGUGUUCCUGUUAAGAGAGGAAGAGAGAAAUAUUAGCCUUGAUGAAUGCAGAGGAGAGAGAUAAAUAUUAGCCUUGAUGAAUGCAGAAGAGAGAGAGAAAUAUUAGCCUUGAUGAACGCAGAGGAGAGAGAGAAAGAUUAGCCUUGAUGAACGCAGAGGAGAGAGAGAAAGAUUAGCCUUGAUGAACGCAGAGGAGAGAGAGAAAGAUUAGCCUUGAUGAACGCAGAGGAGAGAGAGAAAGAUUAGCCUUGAUGAAUGCAGAGAGGAGAGAGAGAGAAAGAUUAGCAUUGAUGAAUGCAGAAGAGAGAGAGAGAAAGAUUAGCCUUAAUGAACCCCUUCUAGCUCAGUUGGUAGAGCAUGGCGCUUGCAACGCCAGGAUUGUGGGUUCCAUUCCCACGGGGGGCCAGUAUAAAAAAUGUAUGCACUCACUAACUGUAAGUCGCUCUGGAUAAGAGCGUCUGUUAAAUGACUAAAAUGUAAAUGAACGCAGAGAGGAAAACUUGAUCCAACAAAAUGGAUGACAUCAAAACAAUUACCGAAAUGAAAUAAACCAAGUUGAACAUAUUAAUAUGUUUUGUUUGUCUGUUAGGAUAAAUAAAUAAUAGAUCUAUCCUCUCCCUCUUCUGCUUGUCUCAUCUUGUUUCCUCUCCUCAGUAAUCUCCUGUGGGGACCUGGGUACUCCUCCGAAUGGGAAUAAGAUCGGGACUCUGACGGUGUUCGGAGCGACAGCCAUCUUUUCCUGUAACACAGGCUAUACUCUGGUGGGGUCCCGGGUCAGAGAGUGCAUGUCCAACGGCCUCUGGAGUGGAUCUCAGGUCCAGUGUCUCGGUAAGAGGACCAGAACCAGCUAGAAACAGUUACAACCAGAUUUAACCAGUUCAAUCCCGUGUUGUAUUUCAGCUACUCUGAACAUUGAGUUGAUUAAGCUAUUUUCACAAAGAACCAGAUCAUAGUGUUUGUUUACCAUUGUGUUUUAUGUGGCUAUAUGUAGGACCUAUUUAUGACAGACAGAAUAUAGCCUGUAUAGUAUAUAUACUAUAAUAUAGAUAGAAACUGUAUACAUAUGUGACUGUUUUUCUUUGUCUCUGUUCUGUUCUGUCCCUCCUCCCUAGCGGGUCACUGCGGUACCCCAGAGCCCAUAGUGAAUGGUCAGAUCAUAGGAGAGAACUACAACUACAGAGGUAGCGUGGUCUACCAGUGUAACCCAGGAUUCAGACUCAUCGGGGUGUCUGUACGCAUCUGUGAACAGGACCACCGCUGGUCCGGACGAACCCCUGUCUGUGUCCGUAAGUACACGGAGAUGGUGGCUUGAGAUGGGUUGAACAAUUCUGGGGCCUGUAGUCUUGGGUCUAUCUAUAGGGGUUGUAGUCUUGGGUCUACGUAAAGGGGUUGUAGUCUUGGGUCUACCAGUGGCUUCUACUGGCUAAGGUGGAAUCGCAUUGGAAAACAUAUGACUGAUGUGUUUUGGGGUAGUGUUGACAGUUUUUAAUAACUUCAGGCAUGUUCAUUGAUCGUGAUGGAUAAUGUGUGUCUUAUUUAUGUCCAUAGCGAUCACAUGUGGUCACCCGGGCAACCCUACCUUUGGCGUUACCCAGGGAACGCAGUUCAACCUGAACGAUAUUGUGCGCUUCGUGUGCAACUCCGGCUACGUCCUACAGGGGGCUGUGAAGUCUCACUGCCAGUCCAACGGACAGUGGAGCAACACCCUGCCCAAG
This is a messenger RNA of Coregonus sp. 'balchen', 11032 nucleotides long. NCBI's taxonomy places the organism in Eukaryota, Metazoa, Chordata, Actinopteri, Salmoniformes, Salmonidae. The record is from the annotation of a GenBank genome assembly.